AUGGCUACCUUCAAUGAAAAGAAGACCUGUGGUCAGCGCAUGGAGGCUUUCAGACGCUUUGUUUGGAAUCCAGAAACCAAAGAAUUAAUGGGGAGGACACCUAAAAACUGGGUUUUCAUCAGCCUGUAUUAUGCUGCCUUUUAUGUUGUGAUGUGUGCGCUGUUUGCUCUGUCCCUGUUUGUGCUGUUGUACACAACAGACCCAUUCACUCCAACUUAUCAAGACAGACUCAAAGCACCAGGUGUGACGAUACAACCGCAACCAAAAGAUCUCAAGAUCACCUUUAAUAUCUCAGAUCCAAAGUCCUGGCACCAUUACGUCAAUGACCUUCAACAUUUCCUUUCAGCUUAUAAUGAAUCAGUCCAGGAAAAAGUCAAUCACAACUGCACGAGUGGUAACUAUACAUUCCAGGGAGGACAUGGCCCUAAUUCCAAGUUUGCCUGCCGAUUCAUCCGAAACAUGCUGAAGAACUGCUCUGGACUGGAAGAUCCUACUUUUGGAUACAAGAUUGGUCAGCCUUGCAUCUUAAUCCGAAUGAACAGGAUUAUCAAUUACUUGCCUGGAAAUGGAACUGCCCCAUAUGUAACUUGUGCUGUUCUGCAUGCCUAUCCUGAGAAUAUUGGAAAAAUGGCAUUUUACCCUGAAAAUGGCACUUUUGACUUGUCUUACUUCCCUUACUACGGCAGACUUCCACAGCCAACCUACAUCAAUCCACUGGUGGCAGUAAAAUUCCUGACGCUGAAAAGGAACAGGAUGUUUGAAAUUCAGUGUAAGAUUAAUGCACCAGGAAUGAUCAGUGAUAACCCCUAUGAAAGAUUCGAAGGACGAGUGAUCUUCACACUGGAUAUCAAAAAAUGAACGUGAUCUAAAGGGGGAAGUCUUGGGUGAUGUGAAUGUGUUUUGUAUAUAUUUAUACCAUUCUGCAUUCUGGACAAGUUUUUAGACAACGUUUUAGAGAUUUCCUUUAGAGCAUUACAUCUUCACUUCUAUCUAUGAUGUAUUCUUCGGCACCUGAUCUGUAUAACCAUGAUGAUUAUUGAAUGUGCUUAGUGGUCUGGAUUAUCAUUGGCAAAUCCCUAUUAUAAGAGGUCAGUAUUUAACUGCAGGGCUGUUAAUCCCGCCAGUGACACUGUGGUGGAUAUUAUUUUUAAAUAAACCUCACACAGGCCCUCUUCCUUUCCUACUACGUCUCCUCCUAACUGUAUGCCUUUUAAUUUUCCUUCUCCAUUCACCUGUCCGUACCCCAGUGCCUGCCCUCCUUACCAACUUCUCCCUUUCCUCACUCUCCAUCUUCGUCCCUCCCUUCUUCUUCCACCCUCUCUGUCGUUCUUCCAUCACUCACAUCGUCCAGCUCUCCAUUCAGCAUCCUCUUUUCCACCCCUUUCUCCCUUUCACCUUCCCACCUCCCUAGGACCAGCUUUUAGUUCCUCUUCUGACGUAAAUAUCAUCGCUUUUUAGUUUGCUUGACUAUUUCCCUUUACAUCCCCUAUUACUGAAUCUCUCAAGUAGUAAAGAAUUAGCUGUAACAAACAAUAUGCCAGAGGAAUUCAGCAAGUCGAGCAGCAUCUGUGAAGCAAAAGGAAUCUUCAAAGUUUCAGGUGGAAACCCUACAUCAUUCCAACGUUCUUCAACCCACUGAAUUCCUCCAAAUAGCUUGUUGUUUCAGCAUCUGCUGUCUCAUAUUUCCAUAAAGAAUUGUC
Hypanus sabinus (Atlantic stingray) is the source of this 1700-nucleotide messenger RNA. RefSeq names its product potassium-transporting ATPase subunit beta-like. The record is from RefSeq and is a predicted model, not a curated record. Gene Ontology annotation, cellular component: sodium:potassium-exchanging ATPase complex. The transcript is spliced from 7 exons. Gene Ontology annotation, biological process: potassium ion import across plasma membrane; sodium ion export across plasma membrane; intracellular potassium ion homeostasis. Lineage: Eukaryota; Metazoa; Chordata; Chondrichthyes; Myliobatiformes; Dasyatidae. Gene Ontology annotation, molecular function: ATPase activator activity. Bases 1 to 858 code for a protein of 285 amino acids.